AUGUUUGAUGAUCGUCUCCUGAUUCCUCAUGGAUUUUAUCAACCAGGAGACCUCCUCAUUGGAGGGAUUGUUUCUCAGGUCUUAUUCCUCUAUAAUAACCUUUCUUUCGUGGAACAGCCUGCAAAGAUCUUGAUUAAUGAACCCAUCUACUACACUGCAGGAAUGACUUAUAAGGCUGCCCUGAACCUGCUUUCCACACAACAGAGGUUUGUCACCAACUUCAAGUGUCACAACCAGAGCAAGCUGAUAGCUCUCAUUGGAGGAUGUAUAUCUGAAAUCUCUGCCAACAUAGCCAUUAUUUCGGCAAUCCACAAAAUUCCACAGGUCCAUCACAUUCUAAGGAGGAUUUCAUUCAACAACAGUGAAGGAGAUACUGUGUCUUUUGAUGGAAAUGGCGAAUUAGUUACAGGUUUUGAUAUUACAAAUUGGCUGAUGUUCACCAAUGGAUCUGUGGUUCGAGUGAAAGUUGGAAGGCUGGAACCUCAGGCACCUCAAGGCAAACAGUUAGCUAUUAAUGAUGAUCAAAUUGUGUGGCAUCAAAGCUUUAACCAGGUGCUGCCGCUUUCUGUUUGCAACGAGAAUUGCUACCCAGGCUAUAGCAGAAAAAAGAAGGAGGGGGAGAAAUUUUGCUGCUAUGAUUGUGCUCCAUGCCCAGAAGGAAUGAUCUCUCACCAGAAGGACAUGGAUGCUUGUGUCAAUUGUCCCGGAGAUCAGUAUCCCAACAAAGACCAAACUCAGUGCAUUCUCAAAAUUAUAAGCUACCUCUCUUACAGAGAAGAUUUAGCAAUCACCUUAACUAGCUUGGCUAUUAUUUUCUCUUUUGCCACAAUUGUAGUACUUGGAAUUUUUAUGAUACACAAGGACACUCCCAUUGUCAAAGCCAACAACCGGACCCUCACCUACAUCCUCCUCAUCUCCCUCCUCCUUUGCUUCCUUUGUUCUUUGCUCUUCAUUGGACAACCUGCAAAGGCAACCUGCCUUCUACGUCAAACCACUUUUGGCAUUGUCUUCUCUGUGGCCCUUUCUUCUGUGUUAGCAAAGACCAUCACGGUGGUUGUGGCAUUUAUGGGAACAAAACCAGGAUCCAGGAUGAGGAAAUGGAUGGGGAAGAGAAUGGCAAAUUCUAUUGUUCUCACCUGCUCUUUUAUUCAGGCUGCCAUUUGUACUCUUUGGCUAAGUUCUGCUCCUCCAUUCCCAGGUAGAGACAUGCAUUCAGUGAAGGGUGAAAUCAUACUGGAAUGUAAUGAGGGUUCUGUUGCCAUGUUUUACUGUGUCCUGGGCUAUAUGGGUUUCCUAGCCAUGGUCAGCCUCAUUGUGGCUUUCCUUGCUAGGAAAUUACCUGACAGUUUCAAUGAAACCAAAUUUAUCACUUUCAGCAUGUUAGUGUUUUGUAGUGUUUGGUUAUCAUUUGUUCCAACCUACCUGAGCACCAAAGGAAAAUACAUGGUGGCUGUGGAGAUCUUCUCCAUCUUGUCAUCCAGUGCUGGAUUAUUGGGUUGUAUCUUUUCCCCUAAAUGCUAUGUCAUUGUACUCAGGCCCGAGCUCAACAGCAGAGAGCAACUCAUCAGAAAAAGAAGAUGA
This is a messenger RNA of Lacerta agilis (Sand lizard), 1581 nucleotides long. Its product is annotated as vomeronasal type-2 receptor 26-like. Gene Ontology annotation, cellular component: membrane. The record is from RefSeq and is a predicted model, not a curated record. NCBI's taxonomy places the organism in Eukaryota, Metazoa, Chordata, Lepidosauria, Squamata, Lacertidae. The coding region runs from base 1 to 1581 and encodes 526 amino acids. Gene Ontology annotation, molecular function: G protein-coupled receptor activity. Gene Ontology annotation, biological process: G protein-coupled receptor signaling pathway. The transcript is spliced from 5 exons.